Glarea lozoyensis ATCC 20868 is the source of this 1023-nucleotide messenger RNA. Its product is annotated as WD40 repeat-like protein. Gene Ontology annotation, biological process: RNA export from nucleus; transcription-dependent tethering of RNA polymerase II gene DNA at nuclear periphery. Bases 1 to 1023 code for a protein of 340 amino acids. Gene Ontology annotation, molecular function: ubiquitin binding; RNA binding. Lineage: Eukaryota; Fungi; Ascomycota; Leotiomycetes; Helotiales; Helotiaceae. The transcript has 4 exons. Gene Ontology annotation, cellular component: nuclear pore. The record is from RefSeq and is a predicted model, not a curated record.
AUGUCUGGUCUUUUCGGAUCCAGCAGCACUUCCCAGGCAAACACUUUGGGCGACCUUUCGAAGGAUGUAGCUCUCACCCAACCUCCUCAAGACAGCAUCUCGGAUCUUUGCUUCUCUCCAGUCAGCAACCAUUUGGCGCUAACAUCCUGGGAUAAUAAAGUCAGGAUAUACGAGAUUAAUGCAAGUGGAGGCAGCGAAGGUAAGGCGCUAUAUGAACAUGAGGGCCCGUCUUUGAGCUGCCACUGGUCGCCUGACGGGAAGAACGUGGUUUCAGCGGGCGCGGACAAAGCUGCAAGACUGAUGGAUUUGGGUUCUGGAAAUACAACUGUCGCAACACAAGUUGCUGUACACGAUCAGCCUAUUCGAUGCGUCCGUUACUUCACGCACGAAUCUGCCAAUGCGCCGAUGAUUGUGACUGGUUCAUGGGACAAGACUAUCAAAUACUGGGACUUGCGUGCUUCGACACCAGUCGGCACGAUCCAGUGUCAGGAGCGAGUUUAUACGAUGGAUGUGCAAAAAAACCUAUUAGUUGUGGGGACUGCUGAUCGAUAUAUCAACAUUGUAAACCUGAGCGAUCCGUCUAAAAUUUACAAAACCUUGCAGAGUCCUCUGAAAUGGCAGACGAGAGUAGUCAGCUGUUUUCCGGAUGCUACUGGUUUUGCUGUUGGAAGUAUUGAGGGUCGAUGUGCCAUUCAGUACGUUGAGGAAAAGGAUUCUAGCUCCAAUUUCUCAUUUAAAUGCCACCGUGACCCACCACAGAAUAACAUGACGAACGUUUACUCGGUGAACGCAAUAUCAUAUCACCCAAUUCACGGCACUUUCAGUACAGCAGGCUCAGACGGCACAUUUCAUUUCUGGGAUGGAAUCGCGAAACACAGGCUAAAGGGCUACCCGACGACGGGGGGGACUUAUGACUGGAGUAAAGGCUACGCAAGUAACACUCCCCAGUAUCCGAAUAAGGUUAUGAUGCAUCCGGUGAAUGGUGAAGAGUGCAAACCAAGACCAAGUGUGAAAAAGCGAUAG